Molecule: messenger RNA, 9311 nt
Organism: Pocillopora meandrina
Lineage: Eukaryota; Metazoa; Cnidaria; Anthozoa; Scleractinia; Pocilloporidae
Source: the annotation of a GenBank genome assembly
AUGCAAGAACAUAGCGUUACUUCACCGCUUAAAGAAGAAAGCGUCGGCUGGAUACAACCAGCUACCAUGGACAGUAAUCAAGUGGCCAGGUUGGGUGUUUUAUACUUUGGCGCGUACUAAUUUCCUCUGGCAAGUAGUAGCGUAACACUGAUAGCGUCGUCUGCAUAAGCCACGUGAUUGCAAAUUCUCGAAUACUGAACUCUGUGCAUGGAAUAUUUUCUUUCAACAAAACUUUCCAGACUUAGUUUUACCUGGACUUUUAUUUGUUUUAUCCAGCGGGUACGGCUUGGCCAGAGCACAUUUCGAGAAGCAGCCUCCUUCAAAUCUCCGCAAGAGCAACUUUUUCCACUUCGUUUUGGCGUUCUACGAUCGCACGGGACAAGCAGUUGAGAUCGAGCGCGCUGCUUUCGUGGGUUUCAUCGAGCACCUGCCUGUAAGUCUUAUUGUAGUUAUUUACCCAGUUAAGUAAUUAAAAAAAGUAAGUGUUUAGGCAACUUUCUUGUCUAGAUGUGACUAGUUUUGCUUGUUUCUUGGUCACUUAGGAUCAGAAGAACGUUCGAAAUGGUGCGUCUUACCGGCUACAACUUCUCUAUAAUAAUGGUGAGUGGUUCGUGUUCACUUGUCCAUGUGUGCGUACAUUUGACGGACGAUGAAGUGUGUAUGAGUGAACUUGUUAUCAAAUUAAGACAGACCCCGGUGGGAAUAUGAAAGUCACUUGUGGACUGAUAACCGUCGACAAGGGAAAAGUGAUCCGCAGUCUUUAGAGACAUGUUUUGGUUCCAGUGUCCUAACCACGUCUUCAUCGCGUUUCUUGGCAGCUGUUCAUCUAACGGAAUGCGACAAUAUUCGCGCUGUAGUAUUUACUUAAGUUGCUGAGGGAGUUGCUUCUCUAAACAAACUGUACAAGUUGUUUGCUAUGCCUUAGGGAUCAGUUAUAAUCGCUGAUAAAUGUUUGGCGAAAAAAAACCCUUUGGACCAACAUGAAAAACAGUCCUAAAGAGAAACGGGUCAAAGUGCGUCGAAAUUCACAAACGCGCGUAGAGCUAAGUGCAAAGGACAAUUUUAUUUUACUUGAUUUCUUUGACCCAGUAUUUUUCCUUCUCUUUUUUGUAGGCAUUAGAAGUGAGCAAGAUGUAUUUAUUCGCCUUGUUAACUCAGCGACAAAGCAAGUAAGAAGUGAAAUUUGUGUUGCGUUCAUGUUUGAAAAAAGAAAUUACCAUACAUUUUACUUCUCAACUUAUGAAGCUAAUUAGCAUUCUUUUCCAGCUACACUAAUGAGUUGUUUUCAUGCUACCAAAGCGCUGACAAUAGACGACUUGAAAGUUCAAUUACCUAUUGACCUGAAGUCGUUUCCGUUCUUCAUAUUUUUCUAUCAUAAUCCAACGAGGAAAACGUUAGAUUAGACCUUGAAAAAUACGGAAAAAACCUUUACGCGAGUUGGACUACUAAACAUUUUUUUUUCUUCCUUAGUAAUGAGUUUUAUUUCCAGAUUUGAGCAAGAAAUCUUGCUAGAGCAAAUGUUUUGGUGACCAUAGUUACAUUUUGUGUUUAAAAGACUGAAAGGUUAGAUUAAUACCGAAGUUGAUCAGUUAGAAAGAAAAAGAUGUUAUACAUAAUCUUUUUUAAAUAAUAAAAUUAAAGCUAAAAUGUUUUGUUUCCCUCAGCCUAUUGUAUAUGAAGGGCAGGACAAAAACCCUGAGAUGUGUCGGGUUCUCAUGACACAUGAAGUUAUGUGCAGGUAAUUUUUCCAACAUUUCCUUGGGUUAGGAUGAUUUUAGAAUUUGGGGGACAUUUUGAAAGUUCUGGACCUUCCCCGGACGUCAUUCAUUAGCUAAAAAUCUAAGUGUGGUGUUGAAUGCUAAUUACUAAGAAUCUUUUGUCCUUUCCUUUUUUAAGCCGAUGCUGUGAAAAGAAAUCAUGCGGCAAUAAAAAUGAAACACCAUCAGAUCCUGUUAUAGUAGACAGGUACUGUUGACUAGUAACAAUGUAAUAGAAUUAUGUUCCCAUGUGGUGCUUAAAGCUGAAAUCUUCCCUAAGGGAAAAGUAGACCAUGUUCCACUUCUAGGCCUUAGGAAGGUAUUUUUAUUCCUAUUGUUAAGCUAUUGAAUUCAAAAGAUUACAUGCAGAGGUGUGAAAGAUGCUCUAAUUGCUGUCAGCUUUUGUUUGCUUUUAACAAAUACCUUCCUGAAAUGUUGUUUUGUCAUAAUAAAUGAUGCUCUCUUGGAAACUGUUUUAAUUCUCUCAGGAAUGGUAUCUACGUGUUGAUCAUUUUUUUGAGAAAACAUAGUAGAAACUGAUCUAAAAGUUUUCUCCAUUUUUUUUUGAAGGAAUAACAUAUUUAAGUUACAGCUUAGUAAUUAAAACCUGGUUAACUUAAAUAAUUAGCCUUGAUAAACUUUGUUGACAAUUAACAUUUGAAAAGAAAUUCCUGAGCUAAUCUGAUUUUUUUGUCACUGUAGAAACAAUUGGCUAUUGUUUAUAUUUCAAUUUAAGAUAUUUGUGUGUUAUAUUGCCUGUCUGUUUCCAUGGAUAUUCAUAUUUAAUCAACCUGCUAUUGUAUGAACUCCAGGCUAGAGUGUUGAAGCUAUUUAUACCCACAUAUACUUGAUAUUGGUUUGACAAGGAAAAGCAGCUCUGCUAACCAAGCUUGUAAAAACUGUGCUAACAGAAUAUUUUGUAUUAGUUCAUUGAUGAUGAUGAAAUAUUGUAGUGUUUUAAAUAAAUAGUAUCUGAAGUGUUAAAAAUCAAUAUUUAUGUGGGUGUAUCCACCCACAUUUAAUAACUGACAGAGGUUAUUUCACAAAAAGCAUUACCCUGGCAUUUCCUUUCUAUUGAUAACUGACAACAAUAUGAACUCAUCAUUGUCAUUAUCCUCAUGUUGCAUACGUGACAUAAGGCCCUACCAUGCUAGGUCAGAGGUCUUUUAUUUCAAUGAAAAAUAGUUUUUAAUUAAAAAUAAAUUAAUGUGAAGAUGUUUGUCCAUUGUUAUAGGGUUACUGGAAUAGUUGUAGUUGAAAGUAACAAAAGUCAGUGAAUUACCAUGAUAGCUUUUUUUUGGUCUGACUGGAAUGGUGACUAAAUAGUUUGUUGCACUUUUUUUUUUUUUGGCUUGGAAUGAUGAAAAAUGAGCAAUUCGUGCUGGAUUUACACCAAAAAAUUCUGUAACCAUUCCAGGAAUAGAUGGUUAAAAUCAUCUUUUUGUACUAUAUCAUUUCACUGUUGUAGUAUAUACUAAAACAACUAUUCUCCUGUAGUGGGGAUAAGUAGCUGGUUGUACACUGUAAAAACUUACCUCACCACUCCAGGGUACAGUAAACGUCAAACACCAGCCACCUCCACCAGAGUAAAUAAUUUUAAUUUCACAAAGGGAGUUGGUUUAGUUAGUCAUUUGCUUUGUUAAAGAUCUAAAAGUUUAAAUGUUUUGUAUCUUUACAGAUUCUUUUUAAAAUUUUUCCUGAAAUGCAAUCAAAAUUGUUUAAAAAAUGCUGGAAAUCCAAGGGACAUGAGACGUUUUCAGGUAAAAAAGAGCAUUGACCUUAGAUUUCAAAUAUUGCUUUCUUUUCUUGAGUGACCAAAUGCAAAUUACUGGUUCACAGGUGAAAAGGUUCUUGUCAGGAAAUGUUAAAAAACAAUUAAUUUUUCCUUCAGGUGCAUGUUUCUUCCUCUCCUGAUCCUGUUGCUGGAAUGUUAGCUUGCUCUGACAACAUGUUUGUACAUAACAAUUCCAAACACGGUAGGAAAAGCCGCAAAGUGGAGUCUGCAUAUGGUAGGUUUUUAUUUAAAUGUGAUGAAAUAAAGGAAAUAAAUCGAAAUAUUAACAACAUGCUGAGUUUUAUCAGUAAUCAUGCAAAAACAUUGCCAGUGGUCAUUUUUAUGUUACAAAUGUUGAGUGUCCUUUCUAAUAUAAUGUUACUAAUAGUUCUUAAAUAUCUCUUUGUAUUUUGCAGCUUAUCCAUGUAUCAAGGCUAUUUGUCCCAAUGAGGGAUGGACAACUGGAGGAACAAAUGUUGUAGUAAUAGGAGAAAACUUUUUUGAUGGUCUACAAGUGGUGUUUGGUUCACUAAUUGUUUGGAGUGAGGUAAUAUAUGAUUCAUUUGGUGGGAUUCUAAGGGGUGGGGGAUUUUAUUAUAAGUUUGAAAAGUAUUAUCAUCAAGUCAUGCUGAUGAACAAAGCUUUCAAUUGUUAUCUGUGGAAAUAUGACCUUUUUUUUUAGCUCUGUUCAGGGGUUUUGUUUAAGGUUUGUUGACAUCACUUCGCAUUGAUUAAGUUUUUGCCUAUAAAAGUAGAGCCUUUAUAUGGGCCCAAGUGGCCCAUGGGGCUGGUGCUUAACUUCGGUUUUCUUAGCAUGAAGCGGCUAGGAGUAUUGCUACUCCCCCCUGGAUGGGAUGCUAGUCCAUCACAGGGUUAAAGUUUUUGCCUAUCCUGAUGAUUAAAAUAGCUUUAAAAGCAUUUUGUUGAGUAGUCAAGGUUCAAGAUUUCUCAAGCUUAAUUAGCUUCAUGAUUGUGUCUACAGUCAUAUGUUAAAAAAAAUUAAUCUGACCGCAGACAUUAAUCCUGUUUGUUUAUUGGAAAAAAGGAGGGAAAUUUCAAGUUUUCAAAUUGUUUGAGAGGGGGAAGUUGGGGUGAAACAAUUGGUAGAAAACACAGGAAGUAGUUGGACAGUGAGACUAGCUUACAGUAUAAUGUGCCUUAUGACUUAUUAAGCCCUCUGUAAGUGGGAGAUUUCUUUGCCUUGAUCUUAAGUUGAAUUAUUGUUGCCUUUCCUAUGGAUGAAGUUUAUCACCCCUAAUGCAAUCCGUGUCCAAGCACCACCCAGACCCAUCCCAGGCAUGGUAGAAGUAACACUUAUGUACAGAAACAAGCAGUUCUGCAAGACAGCCCCUGGAAGAUUCAUGUACUCAGGUAAGAAACUGUAAAAUAUGAAGUGCUUGUAGUCUUUAUUUAAUUUCCUUCUUUGUGGCCGGUCAGAUGGAUAAUGAAGUGCAAAAAAUUGCAAAUCAGAUUUCCAACGUUUAUUAGCCAAAUUUAACCAUCAGUUACCUGUAGAUGGCUUAGAUUUUCAGCAUGCUUAUUUUACUAUUUCAUGGCACCUACAUGUAUGAAUGUUUUCGCCAUUGUCAAAGAAAAUUUUGCAAGAAGUCAUCAUACUGUUUAAGUUUUUAUAUUGUUUUUAAAUUGGUUAUUCAGUGAUUAAUGCUGUCACUCUAUCCUUUGAUUACAGCUCUUUGUGAACCAACCAUUGACUAUGGCUUCCAAAGACUGACAAAGCUGAUCCCAAGACACCCUGGUGAUCCUGAAAAGUUACCUAAGGUAAAUUAUAUUUGAGAUAUGUGAAAUAGGACUUGAAAAUUCUCAUUUCAUUACAAAACAAGGUUCUCUACAGGAGUGAGCAAUCCAGAAUUUUCUUCAACUGAGAGAACUUAAAAAUUUGAUUUGCAUAUCACUAUUUGCAGUUAUUACAAUUUCUGUUGUUAAGUUACUUUUGAUCUUUGUGAGAACCCACCUUGUACUUUCUCUACAGAUUAUCUCUCAUCUGUUGAAUUAUUUUUCCAGGAAAUCAUUUUAAAGAGAGCAGCUGAUCUUGCUGAAGCUGUGUGUUACAACCUUCCUCGCACCCCAACUCAAAUUCAUGGGUCACAGUAUCCACCCCCUGGGGGGCCACCACCCACCACUGCUGGUGGCACACAUCCAAUGAUGAUAGGACAGCACCUGACAGCCCUGUCCCCUGAAGGAAUUACAAAUGGAAGUACCUUCGUGACCAUUACAAAUCCAGAGGCUCCAGUCUAUGGCAACACAAACCCUGGCAACCAACAGCAGAGAAUAGCAACUUCUGGGGCACACACUGACGCCAAUAAUAACGAAGUUAUUGUCUCAUCAGGUACUGAUAACAACAGUCAAGGUUUUUCAUGGAGGGUGAGGUUGAGGUGGUGGUUGCCAAAAAUAUUGGAUGGUUUGGGUAUAAAAAUAUGUAGUAUAAUAAGCCAAUAAUAUCACAUUGAGGACAAGUAUAUCCAUGAACUUUGUGAGUAGAGAGUUGGUGGAAAAGUGAGCAAGAUUGUACUAUGUGUUUUGCCUUGAGGCUCUUGCUUCGAGGCCUUUGUUGUAUGCCUUUGAGGCUUGUAACACUGCAAAAUUCUACUGAUGAUCUAUUGUGUGAAGGCCAUAUCUCCACAUUCCAUUUCUCCAAGAUGUUAAGCAUCCAAUACUCUGUAUUACAUUUGUGUCCAUUAGGUUUAGUUAGAUGUAGAGGACACAAUAUGUCAUUUCUACCUGGUUUCACUUGUUCAGCAAUCUUGUAUCUGUUUUCCUCCUUAGAUGAAUUGUUCUCUGUAAUAGACCAAGGUGAACAAUAUAGUUAAUAAUAAUUAAUGGUUAAUAAAUUUUUUUAUGCUCUUAGGUAGCAGCACUCCAACUGCAAGGCAUGUCAAUUUGCCACCUGGUUAUCCCCAUGGUGGAUCUCUGGCAAGUGAAGCACAUGUUGUCUCCAAUUCUGAUGUGCCUGUAACACCCUCUGCAGCAAUCAGCAUGUCAAGUGCUGUAAAUGGUAUCAAUGCAUACCCUGGGGGACUUCCACCAUCGAUUACAUUACACAACAUGGCAGUUCCUUCAUCACCAAGUUUCCUCAAUGGUGCCACAUGUAAGUUAGAGAGUUUCACAACGUCAAGUUAACUCUAUUGAUAACUCUGUUUGAUUGGUUAUUGCUACACUUUUUUCACCGCACUGUUUAUUACUGGUAACUUGUAGAAAUCUGUUUAACCAUCUGAUGAUUAUUUGAUUUAUGCCCAUGUUUGGCCCAUGGAAAGAUUGUUUAUUAGAGACUGGGUACUUACUUCUCAAUAACACUUUCACUCCCUUGAUCUCAUUAGUAUUUGUCCUUGCUGUCUGCCAUACAAUUCUUAAAUGUUAGUUUGGAGAUUUUGGUAUUGGAUCAACUGAUAAUCCCCUAAUUUAUAUUUUUCUUUAUUUUCACUGCUUGUCUGCUUGAUACUGUAUUGAUAUUGUGAGGAGAAAUUCUGUCUUGGUCAAUAGUUGGAGAUCUUUUCUUAAAUUCUUUACAUCAUUUUAAAGCCAAAAACAAAGCAGAACUUUGGAGGAGCUGAUGAUCCUUGGAACAAAAUGUGCCUUCACUUGGAAAUACCAAUUGAGACAAAUUCUAAGUAAAUGAAUAUAAAUCUAUGCUUGUCAACCAAGCUGCAUUUUGUUUUACUCAAUCUUGCAUUGUGUUUAAUGUUGUAGUUGUUCCCCAAUCUCCAUCACUUCCUCCAACACCCAGCAGUGUACCACCCAGUGGAAAUGCAGGAAUGUUUGCCUUUCCACCAAACAUGAUUCAGGCUGUCAAACAAAAGAGUGCAUUUAAUCCUGUGAUGAGACCACCCAAUGUGUCUGAGGGAAGUACACCCACUGGCUCACAUGGAAACUCUGCUGUUAUUGUGCCAGGUGAGUGAGAGGAAAAUGAAAUUGUUUGAAUUAGUGAUCAUUUUUCUUAAUAAUAGAUGAAAUACUUUAGAUGACUAGAAAUGAAUUUAUUCUCCCAGGUAAAAUGUUACUUUAACCCUUCGACACCUGAGAAUUGCUAGUAUCUACAUUAAAUUUCUCCCAACUUUAUCAUCCCUGAAUGAUACAUUCAGGUCAUGAGAAUAAAGGAAAUGAUCACCAACUAAAGAACCUGUUGACUGCUUACGUAAAUUCGUCUCGUCGGCACCAAGGAUAAUGUGUAGAGAACAAUAUGGAGAUUAUGCAUACUGAUGUUAGGGUUAGUGUCAAGUGUUGAUAAAAGCCAUUUCAGCAGGAAAUAAGUCAGUGUUUGAUAAGGCUGGAACUGUGCACCCUUGUUAAAUGCUACUUCAAACUUAGGUACAAAACUAACGUUGGGAGUAAGGAAGAUUUUAGGAAGUUCUUUGAAUCUAACCCUAAACUGAAUUUCCGUUUCUGAGUUAGUCAUCGCGAAUAUUUAAGAAUUUGUUCAUGCUUAGCGUGCGGAUAUCGAGUUAUGGAUGCAAGCGGGAAGUUUGGAGAGCGCGAAAAAUGCGUAAGAGUAGCUCGAGGCGCAGCCGAGAACAACUCUAGCUCUAACUCAAUAUACGCACAGCUAAAAGCAUGAGCAAAUUCUUUUAUAACAGAGCGACAACAAGGAUCUGCGCGAAGAAGCCUUUUAUUGUUCCGGAUAGAGUGCAAAAUUCUCACAACGCAUCAAAAAAAAAGGAACAAACGUGCCUAUUGGUUGGUCAAAAACACGCCACAUUAUAUACUUAACAUUAUAACAUAGCUAGUAAAAUUGUUUAAUUAAAUUCAAUUGCGCGAGCGUGCUUCAUAUUCCUAUUGUGCACGCUCGUGACGUUGGCAAACAAAGCCCUCGAGAAAAAGAUUUUCCAUCGGGUUGAAAAUGUUACGAAACAAUUGGUUCAUACGUCAGCUGUGCGUUCAUCGAGAUAUGAAGCACGCGGGAAGUUUGGAGAGCACGAAAGAUGUGUAAGAGUUGCUCAAGGCGUAGCCGAGAGCAACUCUAGCUUCUUGAGUCAAGAAGCUAGAGUUAGCAUUCUCUCUAGCUUCUCUAACUCUAGCUUCUUGACUCAAGAAGCUAGAGUUGCUCAAGGCGUAGCCGAGAGCAACUCUUACGCAUCUUUCGUGCUCUCCAAUUGGAGAAUUGGUUCAAUUGGUUCAAUUGGUUCAUUCGUCAGCGUGCGUUCAUCGAGAUAUGAAGCACGCGGGAAGUUUGGGGAACACGAAAGAUGCGUAAGAGUUGCUCGAGGCGUAGCCGAGAGCAACUCUAGGUUCUUGAGUACUCUCCAAACUUCCCAAGUGCUUCAUAUCUUGAUGAACGCACAGCUGAUGUAUGAACCAAUUGUUUUAUAACAUCUUCAACCCGAAGGAAAAUUUUUUUCGCGAGGGAUUUGUUUGCUGACGUCAUGAGCGUGCACAAUAGGAAUAUGAAGCACGCUCGCGCAAUUGAAUUUGAUUAGACAAAUUUACUAGCUAUGUUAUAAUUGUUUUUUGUUCAUAGCGGCUCAACAGGACCUAUAAAAGGCAAACACGCGUGCUAUGUUAUGAAAAAAAUUAGGUCUAAUUUGCUUUGCUGUAGGUACAACUCGUCAGAUCCCUUGAUUUCCAAGAUGUAAGCGACGUCUUAAACAUUGCUUUUUGCUAUGGUUUAUCUGUUUAUACUAGAAUGGCCGAAUAUCGACUGCUUACGCGUUAUCGUGGUUUCUUCAUAUUCUACAGGUAUGCCUUCCUCCUUUGGUGGCACAUUUGCAAUUCCUGUAAGUGCUGCAGUCCAGUCCAAGCCAGCGAGCCAUGUGGGAGCAACCUCUUAA